Molecule: messenger RNA, 5325 nt
Organism: Aspergillus heteromorphus CBS 117.55
Lineage: Eukaryota; Fungi; Ascomycota; Eurotiomycetes; Eurotiales; Aspergillaceae
Product: exocyst subunit SEC8
Exons: 20
Coding region: 1-5325 (1774 amino acids)
Cellular component (GO): exocyst
Molecular function (GO): metalloaminopeptidase activity
Source: RefSeq, a predicted model, not a curated record
AUGGAGACCGUCGACACCUCCCAUCGUCUGGCCCGGCUGCGGCAGUUGAUGCAGGAGCACAAGGUCGACGUAUACAUUGUCCCUUCGGAAGAUGCCCACCAGUCGGAAUACAUCGCCCCAUGCGACGGCCGCCGAGAGUUCAUUUCGGGUUUCUCUGGAUCGGCCGGAACCGCCAUUGUCUCCCUGACGAAGGCCGCUCUGUCGACAGAUGGCCGGUACUUCAACCAGGCUGCCAAGCAGCUCGACAGCAACUGGGCGCUAUUGAAGCAGGGCGUCGAGGGCUUCCCGACCUGGCAGGAAUGGACAAAUGAACAAGCCGAAGGCGGUAGGGUCGUCGGAGUCGACCCUUCGUUGAUCACACCUUCUGGCGCCCGUAGCCUUUCAGAGACCCUCAAGAAGAACGGGUCGUCGCUCGUCGGCAUCCAGCAGAACCUGGUUGACCUGGUGUGGGGGAAUGACAGGCCCGCUCCUCCCAGGGAGGCGGUCAGAGUUCACCCCGCGAAGUAUGCGGGCAAGAGCUUCCAGGACAAGGUCGCUGAUCUGCGCAAGGAGUUGGAGACCAAGAAGGCGGCUGGUUUUGUGAUCUCGAUGCUCGACGAGAUUGCCUGGCUGUUCAACCUGAGAGGUUCCGACAUCCCCUACAACCCCGUGUUCUUCUCAUAUGCCAUCAUCACGCCCACUACCGUCGAGCUUUAUAUCGACGAUGACAAGCUGACGUCGGAGGUGAAGGCUCACCUCGGUGACGAUGUCACUGUGAAGCCAUACCACUCUAUCUUCUCGGACGCCAAGGCUCUGGGCGAAGCCCGCAAGCAGGAAGCCGCUGGCGCGACCUCCAAGUCCAAGUUCCUCCUGUCGAACAAGGCUUCCUGGGCUCUCAGCCUUAACCUGGGCGGCGAAGAGCAGGUUGAGGAGGUCCGCAGUCCCAUUGGUGACGCCAAGGCGGUCAAGAACGACGUGGAGCUGGCGGGCAUGCGCGCCUGUCACAUUCGCGAUGGUGCGGCUCUGAUCGAGUACUUCGCCUGGCUCGAGAACGAGCUGGUCAACAAGAAGACCACCCUGGAUGAGGUGGAUGCGGCGGAUAAGCUGGAACAGCUCAGAUCCAAGCAGGAGCACUACGCCGGUCUCUCUUUCGACACCAUUUCUUCCACGGGCCCCAACGGCGCCGUCAUCCAUUACAAGCCCGAGAAAGGCAGCUGCGCCAUCAUUGACCCCGCGGCCAUCUACCUCUGUGACUCUGGUGGCCAGUACCUGGACGGCACCACUGAUGUGACCAGGACGUUCCACUUUGGAAAGCCUACCGCCUUCGAGAAGAAGGCCUUCACACUGGUGCUCAAGGGUGUCAUCUCGAUCGACACUGCCGUGUUCCCCAAGGGCACGAGUGGAUUUGCGCUCGAUUCCCUGGCCCGCCAGUUCUUGUGGAAGGAGGGUCUCGACUACCUCCACGGAACCGGCCACGGAGUUGGUUCUUACCUGAACGUGCACGAGGGCCCCAUGGGCAUUGGCACCCGUGUCCAGUACACUGAAGUCCCCAUUGCUGCCGGCAACGUUCUCUCUGACGCAGAGCCUGGAUACUACGAGGACGGCAAAUUCGGCAUCCGCAUUGAGAACGUGGUCGUGGCGCGCGAGGUGCAGACCAACCACAAAUUUGGCGAACGGCCCUGGUUGGGCUUCGAACAUGUCACCAUGGCCCCGGUGGGCCGCAACUUGAUCGAGCCCUCCCUUCUCAGCGACGAGGAACUCAAGUGGGUGAACGACUACCACCAGGAGAUCUACGACAAGACUCACCACUUCUUCGAGAACGACAAUGGCCGAAACCCCUACGCAAACGGAUACGGAUACUCCGACUCCAGCCGCUACGAUGGAGGCUACGGCGCCAGCAGUAACAACAACAACAACGCCAGCAGCGGCAUGAACGGGUACGGUGCGGCGAGCGGCGGAGGAGCGACACGAGAGCGCCGCCCCGGCGGAUACGGUGGCUUCUUCGAGCCGCCCUCGCAGCCAUCCUCCUCGUCCCUGUCACCCGGGCAGUCGCCUGAGCGACGACGCGAGAGACGUGAUCGCGAUGAUCACUCGUCGUCAAGGUCACGGACAAGGGACGGCGAUGCGGAGAGGAAUAUGAAUGUGCCUGGCUCGCGGGAUGGUCGGUCGAGGGAUACGAGCUGGCUGGGGAGUAAUAGUAGUCAUGAGAGAGAGGGGGAUGGGCAUGGGCAUGGGCAUGCGGCGGGGCCGCAGGCUAUUGAAGAUGUGCUGCAGAUGGUCCAGCGCGAAUGGGACUUUGUGGCGGAUGAGAACUGCAUCCCCGUGCAGGUGGCUUUGCAGUUGAUGGAUACAAGUACCCUUGGGAAGGCGGAUCGGGAACCGGAUUUCAUUCGCAUUAAUGAUACGGUGCAGAGGACGUUGAAGUCGGUUGUUAAUGAACAUCAUCAGGGCUUCAACAGUUCCAUCGGUACCUACCACAAAAUACAGACGAGUAUCCAGAGCUCUCAGAGCCGCGUUCGAACAUUGAAGGUCUCGCUGGAAGAGGCGAAAGCGGGACUGCUCUCGACCAAGCCGGAGCUGAAUGGCCUCGCGACGUCUUCGCAGAAGUACGACGACAUCAUCCAGCUGUUUAGCCAGAUCCAGGAAAUCCAGUCCCUGCCGGAGAAGCUCGAGUCACGGAUAUCGGACAAGCGGUUUUUGGCGGCUGUCGAGGAACUUCAUAAUGCCUUGCGGCUGCUGCGGCGCUCUGAGUUGGAGAAUAUCGGGGCCCUCGCGGAUAUUCGCGCCUACUUCGGAAAUCAGGAGUCGUUCCUGACGGAUAUUCUGAUCGAGGAGCUGCAUGAUCAUCUGUACCUCAAGUCGCCCUAUUGCUCCGGGCGGUGGAAGCCGCCGACGGCGGACGGAGAAGGCAAUGGGACGAACCCGUCCAGCUGGGCUGGCUCGGGGUCUUGGGAGAGACCGGUUUAUGCGUUUCUUGGGAAGCUGGAUGCGUCGGCGCCGAUGGUUGAGGAUGCUUCGCGGAACCCGGAGGCCGACACGUUUUACUAUAUUCAGCUGCUGAUAGAGGCGCUGAAUAAGAUGGGGAAUCUGGAUAUUGCGGUCGACAGGAUAGAGCAGCGUCUCCCGGUCGAGCUGUUUGCCGUUGUGGACAAGACGAACGCUGAGGUCGAUGCCAGGCAUCCGAACUUGACUCGUGGGUUUGCGUCGCAGGACAGCAAGACGAACCUCCCGACGGAAAUCAUUGAGAAGCGCGGACAUGUGCUGUCUGAGUUUCUAUGGACUCUGUAUGCCAAGUUUGAGGCUAUCGCUGAGAGUCAUCGGGUCGUUCAUGAUGUGAUUGCUGGCAUUGUUGAUCGCGAGGGGAUCCCGAAGGGCAAUUCGCUUGCGGGUGGCUUUAAGGAGCUGUGGAAGCUUUAUCAGAGUGAGAUACGGUCCCUUAUGCAUGACUAUCUGGCUACCGAUGGAGAGUCGUCAUUCCGCCCGAGGCUCGAAGAGGCGGAGGCGAAACGCCAAAUGUUCACAGGCCAGAGAGACAAGAACAAGAAAAUGUUCAAACUGUCCGAGACGGACCACACCAGCGAAAUCCAGGCCGAACAAAGCGAACUGGACGAGAUCCUCCGGUCUUCUGUGCCUGGGUUGGUGACCAAAGCCAGCCAGAAGUCUGCUGUCAUCGACACAUCCGGGUCCGGCCUCGGAAACUCAGGAACGGGCCAUAAGAUCCUGAUCGAGCCCAGUGUGUUCAACAUGAGUCUGCUUCUGCCGCCUUCGCUCUCCUUCAUCCAGCGACUGAAGGAAAUCGUGCCCGUGGGCUCGGACAUUGCAAUGACCACGUUGACCUCCUUCCUGGACGACUUUUUGGUCAACGUUUUCCUUCCUCAGCUGGAUGAGACUGUCACAGAUCUCUGCACUCUCAGCUUCAUCUCCACGGACGCAUUUACGGAGGAUCCUCAGUGGUCUGUGGUCUCGCCUCGACCGGUCUUUAAGGGUACGGUCAAAUUCAUGUCUAUCAUAAGGGAAUUCAGCAAAAUGCUGUCCAGCAUCCCUCACGACCAAGCGUUUACCCAGCUUGUCCUUUCUCAGAUCGUGACGUACUACGAUAAGUGCUGUGGAUGGUAUAAGGCCAUCGUGACCAAAAUAUCGCCCCAAGACAAGGGGGAAGUGCGUCUCAAGGCUGCCGCGCGUUAUGCCGAAUCCGGCGACAUCCAUGACAUUAUUGCUGAACUAUGGAAUGGAGUAGAUGGAAGCAGACGGGAGCUUAUAGACAGGGAAACCGACCUGCUCCUUAAACUUACAGACGAGGUGCCUCUGGAGCCAUACGAUAUCAUAUCCGAUCCGAAGACAGUUGCGUCUCUGUCUCUCCUUUUCAACAGCAUGCAAUGGUUUGCGAGCCACCUUGCACAGCUGCGCCAAAUCACACAGCCACCCCCCGAUUCACGGCAGCCUACAACCGGGCCGCCUACUCGACGGUGGACUUUGAUCGGUGCUAUGAAGCCCAAGUACGAUGGCAUCAGUCAGCCGGUAUAUCUCCCCCUGAACCAGGAAUCCGCAGAAGUGUUCGAUACCACGGUCCAAUCGCUACGCGAGCUUGCCUCGACUGCUCUCUUCGCCCUCCACGUCGACAUCCGCUGCGGCAUCGUCCACAUGCUAAAGCGGACGAUGGCGGGUCCCAAGCCUCGGAAUACCCGGCAAUUGGAGCCCACGACGCCGGCGCCAAAUGCAAUCAACAAUUGGUGGCACAUUCUGUUGAACCAACCGACGGCAGCGUCCCCCACGGUCCUCGAGCUCAACAACGACCUGAUCGCCUUCGACACCAACAUCUCGUCCUACCUCGGACCGGCCGAGCGGUGGUUCAUUACCAGCGGGCUGGCUCGAUUCAUCGACCGCACCUUCGUCACCAACACCUCCCUCAUUGGCGCGAUGAACGAGAACGGCGCGCUACGGCUCCAGCUGGACGUGCUCGUGUUGCAGCAAAACCUGAAGAACAUCAUCAUCGACCCGACGGAGGACGCUCAAGACGCCGAUGCGGAAAACGGCGAGCAACCCGAGGUGGUUGCCCUCCCCCGUAGUGCCAAGUUCCUGGACUGGUUCCUGGAAGGAGCGGAGAAGGCGCUGGACUACGCAAAGGACGAAAAAGAGUCGUUUGCCGCCCACGGAGACCAAGCGCUGGCCGCGGGCAACGGCGAGCCCUUCACGUACGACGAACUCAAGGACCUCAUCGACCUGUGCUUCUCGGACGUUCUGCUGGGACCCCGCGGCGCAGAGAACCGGGAGGACUUUAUGGCGGCGAAGAAGGCCAGCGCCGAGGCGCUGCUGCGGUUGAACGAGGUGAUGUGGGAUGCCAAAUGA